This is a messenger RNA of Dendronephthya gigantea, 2069 nucleotides long. RefSeq names its product aspartyl/asparaginyl beta-hydroxylase-like. Gene Ontology annotation, biological process: peptidyl-aspartic acid hydroxylation. Gene Ontology annotation, cellular component: endoplasmic reticulum. The record is from RefSeq and is a predicted model, not a curated record. The transcript is spliced from 7 exons. The coding region runs from base 184 to 1755 and encodes 523 amino acids. NCBI's taxonomy places the organism in Eukaryota, Metazoa, Cnidaria, Anthozoa, Malacalcyonacea, Nephtheidae. Gene Ontology annotation, molecular function: peptidyl-aspartic acid 3-dioxygenase activity; protein binding.
GACUAAAUGUCCGAAAGUACCAAGCUCGUUAUUUAUGCAAAUUUAUACCCUCAAACCUGGAAACGAGAAUAAUUUGCGCGGCGUAUUGUUACAUUCUGCAACAUUAUGCAUCUUGUCAAUGAAGUUGUAGUUUGUUUCUAGUUCAUAAAAUAUUUGUUUUUGUUCAAUUUUGACGGGAAAAUAAUGUCUGCUAGGCAGCGAAAAAAGGAUCACAAGCCAGAGAAACCUAAAGGGCCAAAAAAGAAACCAAAAGAAUCGGAUCAUUUGUGGAAAAUAGUCCUUGCUUUCGUAGUUAUUAUUGGCAUUGCAACCGCUGCUAUUUAUUUCAUUGGAGAGAAAACAAAUGUAGAUGAGACAGCAAAGCCAGACGAUAUUAAAGUAGCUAAGGAGAAGCCUGUAAAAAAUAAAAAAGGUCAAAAAGCAAAAGAAAAGACGAAGGCAAAGCCAGCCAAGAAAGACCAAAAUGCAGCAAUCACAAAUGCAUUUGAUAAAACAAUUUUAAAAGAUUUGGAUGAGGCUGAAAAACUCCUUAAGACAAAACAGGUUGAAAAAGCAAAACGAGCAUUUGAGAAACUAGUACGAGAUCAUCCGGAUAGUCCAAGAGCCAUGUAUGGUCUUGCAAGGUCUUUGGAUGAACUUGCUGAUGUUAGAAGAAGUAACGAAAUUUUACAAGAAGCCAUUGAUAGUUUGGGUAAAGUAGGAAAGAUAAAAGAUUGUCCAGUGGCAUUAAAACGUCUUGCUGUAAUGAGACAAGCAGAGCGUGCUUCUUUCCUUGGUAAGACAAAUGUGGCCGUGCAGGUCUUGGAAGAUCUUGCAAAGAGCUUACCACCUGAUUUGGAGGUUUAUAACAAACUUGGAGUACAAUUUCUACUGCAUGGCAAUCAACAUCGAGCAAAGAAAGCAUUCAAAGAGUCUCUUCAAAUCAAUCCAAAUGAUGGAUUUGCUCUUGUCCACAUGGGUUUCAUUGUGAAAAGUGAAUCAAAAUAUGUGGAGUCCAUUCCUCUUCUUCAAAGAGGCAUAGCAACAAGAGAGCCUGGUACUGAUGAUAGUCGAUUCUUUUUCCACCUUGGAGAUGCUUUUUACAGAACUGGAAAACACAAAGAGGCCUAUGAGGUAUUUGGAGAAGGAGCCAAACGUGGACAUUUCUUGUCCACAAUGCAAAGAUCCCUUUACAAUGCCCAAACACCAUUGAGAGCAAAACCAUUCUGGGAGCCUGAAGAGACACCAUACCAUAAGCAAAUGAGGAUUUUAGAGAAAAAUUGGAAAACAAUUCGCGAUGAAGGUGUAGCACUUUAUGACCCAAAGAAAGGAGCUUUUAUGCCCGAGGAGGAGGGACUGCGUGAAAAAGGAGAUUGGCAACAGUUCACAAUGUUCUUUCAAGGAAGAAAAGAUCAAUCAGCUUGUGCCAAGGCCCCUAAGACCUGCAGUCUGAUUGAGCAAAUUCCUGAAGCAGCUAAGUGCAAACGAGGACAGGUCAAAUAUUCAGUGAUGAAGCCUGAUACCCACGUCUGGGCACAUUGUGGUCCAACCAACUGCCGUAUUCGAGGUCAUUUAGGUUUGGUCAUCCCUGACGGUGUCUAUAUAAGAGUGAAUCAAACAACAAGCUCGUGGAAAGAAGGAAAGUUUAUUAUCAUUGACGACUCAAUAGAGCACGAGGUUUGGCAUAACGGAACAAGUUUACGAAUGAUACUGAUUGUCGAUUUCUGGCAUCCAGACCUGCCAAAAAGCGAAAGAGAUCGCCUUUCACCAAUAUAAAACAAGAUCAAUGGUCCCAUCUGGAUGUGUUUAUCAUGGUAGAUUUCAAGAGCAAGCAUUUAGUCAUUGUAUAUAUAUUGCUUGCCUCUGAAUGUCUAAACAAUUGGUGAUUUAAUCCUAUUUAAUUGCACAUGUAUGUGUUGUGUUAAACAUGCAGCUGCAAGGUUGUUGUGGUCAAGCCAGUAGGUAGAUAGUUAAAAUUAUUGUAAAAUAUGUUGGUUGUUUUGGCAACUGUGAAUCCGAAGCAACAGGAGUAUUUGAAUGCGAGCAUAUAUGCAUUGUGACAGCAGUUUUAGAAGGAUUUAUUAAAACAA